AUGAGUCCUACCAAGUCUAGCGAGAGCCCCAGGGCUCAAAAGUGGCAGAAAAUCGCUGCCGAUCUUAGUCCCGCAGUCAAGAUUGGUAGCGAGUCGAGCACUGGUAGCGAAUCCAUUGGACAUGAAAUUGAAUCCCUCGUUCCCCGCCAUGCUUCAAAGGGCGACCUUCCUACAACUGUCGGCUGGCUUGAGGCCAGAGAGGACUACACAUCUGCUCUUUGUGGAGAAAAGACCAUUAGCAGCGACGGAGCAGGGUCCACGGCCCAGUUCCCAGCCGAACGCAACGAGGUGCUCGAAAGUGCUAAGCAGAGCCUUGGCAAAUCUUCGCCCGAGACCGCCAAGGUCAUGACGCAGAUUCAAGAUAUGCCUCCUCGGGCUCGUGACAAGAAGGUUGAGGUUGGGGGUGGGAUUCAAGCUCGAGUGAAGAUGGCAUGGCCUUGGAUCCAACGUUCUCAUGGAACUGUCAAGGUGUUUGACACCCACGCUGCGGCCCUCGCCAGUCUCCAGUACGAGAUCCACAACGUCAACGACCUUGCGUUCUUUAAUGCAGAUUCGCAAACGUACUUUCUCCAGCCGCCUUGCUUUCCAAUUGACAAGGAGGAUGACGAGGUUGGCCGAUCCCCGGCCGAGAUCUUGAUGUCGGUGGAGCUUCGGCCAGCCAGACCCUAUAUCACCAUGAAUUUCGAUGAGGAGGAAGACUACGUCAUUGUGGAUUUCCGAGAUGACAGGAUCCCAGAAUGUCCGCUGGCUCGUGGUGGCAUAGACAAUCUUGAUGAGUUCAUGUCGGCCGAGGAAUACUGA
Molecule: messenger RNA, 801 nt
Organism: Parascedosporium putredinis
Lineage: Eukaryota; Fungi; Ascomycota; Sordariomycetes; Microascales; Microascaceae
Source: the annotation of a GenBank genome assembly